AGCGUGGCUUGGCUGACGAGGAUGAACAUCAUAAAAACGUCAUAUUAUGAGCACCUUUAAUACGACUAUCUCUCACAAGUGAGUUAGAGACCAACUAUCGGCUGGGAAAAGCUAGGAAUUUGACACUUGACUGGCAGUCACUAGAAAAUAAAUUUUUGGCUGAAUGUCAUUUCCAUCACUUUCGUAGAAGUACUUGUCAUCCGCGCCCACAUCCAAAUUUGCUGUAUUUCUGGCAUGUCAGACUACCAUACUUCACAAAAGCAAACAGUUUCACAGAGAAAAUCCUGCUGCGGCGUAAACGCAAAACCCCGCUCCACUCAAGAAAGAAGAAAGGUUCUCCUAUCAAACAUCCUACGCGACGCGCGAGAGGGAAAACCAUACCAUUCGAUAUUGGAAAGUGCCUCGUUCGUGACGUCAAGUCUUGGCCGACCCACGAACAACAUACACCCUGCAGUGGAAAAAUGGUUUAACGCGAUGGACACCAAAAAUGAGGGGAAGAUCACAUCCAGGGAGCUCCAACAGGCCUUCGACGUUUUCCAAGGUAGACAUUUUUCAGACGCCACGUGCAAGUUUGUUGUCAGGUUAUUCGAUCUCGAUAAAAAUGGUGGCCUGGAUGUGAAAGAAUUCGAAUCGCUGUACUACUACAUCAAACAAUGGUUGAACGCUUUUAACUCCUACGACCGCGAUAAGUCCGGAUAUCUGGAUGAAACUGAGCUCGGUUUCGCGCUGAAACACCUGGAUAUCAAUUUCAGUCCUGAUUUUAUUAAAUUUUUGGUAACCAGGACGAACCCGAAAGCCAAAAAGAUCUCUCUGGAUCAAUAUCUAAUUACCUGUAUUCAAAUUCAAAGGUUCACCGACGAGUUUAAGAACAGGGACGUCGAUUAUUCCGGAACGAUCAGUAUAACGUAUGAAGAUUUCCUGGAGAUGAUUUUACGGUGUUUGUGACAUAAGAAUGUGAAUAUUUUUAUUACCAAAAUAAUAAUUUAACAAUACAGACUUAUCCCAAUGGUAUAAAGCUCGUGUUAAAAGUCUCAUUUUCUAAACAAUGGCGAGAAUUGAAUCGAACUUGCCGAACCAACAAGUCUCAAAAAUCCUUUUUUGCCCGACCUAUUGACCGCGCAGCUUGGUCUCUUGACUAUUUGUUG
This is a messenger RNA of Cylas formicarius (sweet potato weevil), 1145 nucleotides long. RefSeq names its product peflin-like. Gene Ontology annotation, molecular function: calcium ion binding. Lineage: Eukaryota; Metazoa; Arthropoda; Insecta; Coleoptera; Brentidae. Gene Ontology annotation, biological process: COPII vesicle coat assembly. The record is from RefSeq and is a predicted model, not a curated record. Bases 235 to 945 code for a protein of 236 amino acids. The transcript has 5 exons.